AUGGAUGAGAAUGCUGAAAUCCCCGUCUCGGACGUCGAACCCUCGGUCGUUGAUGUAGAGGGCAAUGCAAGACCGGCACCGAGCAGAGUUGCCUCUGCUGCAUCAUAUGACAGACAUCGCCGUCGAAACCCACGAGCUAGGCGUCCGGUGAAGGAAACACUGGACGCCCGCUCCGAGUAUACUACCAGUCAGGAUGAUGGGACGGCCGAGCACCGUAUCAACCAGUACGUGAUCAGGCAGGAGAUUGGGCGUGGGUCAUUUGGUGCAGUCCAUCUGGCUGCCGAUCAAUUUGGGAAUGAAUAUGCUGUGAAAGAAUUUUCCAAGUCUCGUUUAAGGAAACGUGCUCAAUCGCAUUUAUUACGAAGACCCAGAGGCCCGAGAAGACCGGGGACGGGCUUUAACUCGCCGUUACAUCGUCAUCCUUCCGGCGAUGACAACGAGACUGCCAAGAAUCCUCUGUAUUUGAUCAAAGAGGAAAUUGCGAUCAUGAAAAAGCUCAAUCAUAACAACUUGGUGUCCUUAAUCGAGGUACUGGAUGACCCGACUGAGGACUCAUUAUAUAUGGUGAUGGAAAUGUGCAAAAAGGGCGUGAUCAUGAAGGUUGGACUAGAAGAGAGAGCGGAUCCAUAUGAUGACGAGCACUGUCGGUGCUGGUUCCGCGAUCUGAUAUUGGGCAUUGAGUAUCUUCAUGCUCAGGGUAUCGUCCACCGAGACAUCAAGCCUGACAAUUGCUUGUUGACCAACGAUGAUGUGCUGAAAGUAGUCGACUUUGGUGUAUCGGAGAUGUUUGAAAAGGACUCUGAUAUGUUCACAGCCAAGUCAGCUGGCUCUCCAGCUUUUCUGCCACCAGAGCUGUGUGUUGUCAAGCACGGUGAUGUUUCAGGAAAAGCAACAGAUAUCUGGUCCAUGGGAGUGACUCUAUAUUGUCUUCGAUAUGGUAAGCUGCCAUUCGAGAAACAAAGUAUCUUCGAACUGUACGAUAGCAUCAGAGGGGAUUCCCUGGUAUGCGAAGAAGAAGCGGACGAAGGAUUCAAAGAUUUGAUAGAAAGAAUCCUGGAGAAAGAUCCGGAGAAACGGAUCGACAUGUUUGGCUUACGGGAACACCCUUGGGUGACGAAGGAUGGAACAGAUCCAUUGCUGUCGUUUGAGGAGAACACAUCGCAGAUCAUUGCACCGCCGACGGAGGAAGAGAUGAACUCGGCUAUUACAACGAAUAUGGGCAACCUCAUGACUGUGAUGAAAGCAGUCAAGAAAUUCAAACGUCUAAUGGAUCCUACCAAACCGCAAACUCCCAUGCAGAGCAUCCUCGGCGGAGACCACGAAGCUUACUUCGUAGAACCACCCAUGGAGAUGGACCCAGAUGAACCCUUCCCUGCAGUAGGAGAACAAGCCCAUGGUCACGGUCUGAGCGCUGGUAUAAGAAAAGUUUUCGGACGACACCCGUUCGCAGGAUUUCGCGAAAGUCCAAAUACCAUGGGGUCCAGCGACUCAGCCAGCAUCUCCUCAAGACCAGACCAUAGCCCAAGCAGCAGUCAAAGACCAAGCGGAGUCUUUGAACCAGAGCGCAAAGACUCCAACUCCCGCACCGGCCGAUCUCCAGGCAAAGCAGACAUCCAAGAAGCAGUCCACUCCCAAUCAGCAUCGCCACACAGCCCCUCUCGCGCCAGCUCAGCAACUACAAAGCGCAGCCUAGAAGGAACAAGAGGACACGCACGGGAUCCCCUAGAAGAAGAGUUCCCCUACCUCUUCAUCGGACCAUCAACAUACACAGGAACCUCACACACAGAACCAAGCACCGAUCUGAUGACAGCAACAUCAGACUCACCAAUCUUUGAAGAACCAGAGAGCACCCUGGACCCAACGAACGAGAUGGAGGAAGAAGAACCCGUCCAAAUAGUCAGCGAAUCACCUGGUGCCGCGGACUUCAACAUCUACGAAACGGCAUACAGAAUGGAACUCGAUCGCAUCAAACACAGCCUCUCGGAGUCAGACCGUGCCAACCGCCAAUCCGGUCCAAAGGUCUACCUAACCCGUCGCGUCGAGAAUAAAGACGAGGUUAUGCGACUGGCUAAGGAGAAGGCUCUCGAUUUGCAGAUUGGGCAGCGGUUCGCGUAUACGCCUGCCAAGUCUGCGCCGUCGGCGUUUAGCUCUGUUGCUAGUGCGUUGCGCGCGCAGGUGCAGAAGAAGAGGGCUGGUGGGGAGACGGAGGGGGAGGGUGGUGAUGGUGAUGGGAAUGGGGGUGCAGGUGAGGAGGAUAGGCCGAAGGGGGGUCAGGCUGCUCCUCAUCCUCACCCUGCUAAGCGUCUUUCUCUUUCUUCGCAGGCUGUUCCUGAUGCUGAGGCUUCUUCCCUUGAGGCGACGGGUGUUUCUGCGAAUGAUUCGGCGGAGGAUUCUAAGGCUCAGUUGCGCCGGCUUCUUGGGAGGAUCAGGGGGAAGGGUGAUGCGGAAUGA
Messenger RNA from Penicillium antarcticum, 2451 nucleotides. RefSeq names its product serine/threonine-protein kinase. Gene Ontology annotation, molecular function: ATP binding; protein serine/threonine kinase activity. Gene Ontology annotation, biological process: intracellular signal transduction; protein phosphorylation. Gene Ontology annotation, cellular component: cytoplasm. The transcript has 6 exons. NCBI's taxonomy places the organism in Eukaryota, Fungi, Ascomycota, Eurotiomycetes, Eurotiales, Aspergillaceae. The record is from RefSeq and is a predicted model, not a curated record. The coding region runs from base 1 to 2451 and encodes 816 amino acids.